This is a messenger RNA of Mus musculus (house mouse), 1813 nucleotides long. It is a transcript of the gene Duxf4, whose product is annotated as double homeobox family member 4. Gene Ontology annotation, cellular component: nucleus. Lineage: Eukaryota; Metazoa; Chordata; Mammalia; Rodentia; Muridae. Gene Ontology annotation, biological process: positive regulation of transcription by RNA polymerase II. Gene Ontology annotation, molecular function: DNA binding. The coding region runs from base 271 to 1146 and encodes 291 amino acids. The transcript has a single exon. The record is from RefSeq and is marked predicted.
ACAGGAAUCCCGGCAGCGCAGGAAGACGGUUUGGCAGGACUUGCAAGAGGAGGCCCUAUCAGCUUUCAACUAGAAGAGAUACCUGUACUUUUAGGUGCUGGCCAGGCAAAUGGGGAUCCCAGAUUGCUGAAUUUGGGUGUGGUUUCUGAAUUGCAGGAAAUCGCACUGGAGGGGGAGGGGCAUGCCUCAAAGAGGUUCACCUGAGGCUCCAACCAAAUAGCCUCACCACAGCUCCAGGAAGAACUAGGCUCCAGGGUACAGGGUGGAGGCAUGCGCUCAUCCAGCAGAAGGCCUCACACUGGACUCACUUUGUCACAGCGCAGGAUCCUAGCACAAGCAUUUGAGAGGAACCCACGACCAGGCUGUGCUACCAGGGAGGAGCUGGCACUUGAGACAGGGUUGCCCGAGGACAUGAUCCACACAUGGUUGAAAAACAAAAGAGCUCGGCGCCACAGGAGGGGCAGGCCCACAGCUCAAGAUCAAGACUUGCUGGCCUCACAAGUGUCCGGUGGGGCCCCUGCAGGUCCGGUAGGCAGGGGCCAUGAAGUUGCACAGGAGAGCUCAUUGCCACAGGAAGAAGCAGGAAGUACGGGCAUGGAUACUACAAGCACCAGCUACUCGCCCUCUUUCUGCAGAGAGUCCCAACUUUCCCAAGUGUCACAGCCCCGUGGAGCAGGCCAAAAAGAGGUCCCCACUCAAGCAGGCAACGUAGGCCCUCUGGAACUUCUCCUUGAUGAACUGCAGGACGAAGUACAGGUGAAAGAGCAUGUGCCAGACCCUUUGGAUUUGGGUAGUGAUCCUGGCGCCAGGGAGCCUGAAGGUUCCCAGGACAGCUUACAGAGCCUGGAUGAAGCAGCAAAUUCAGGCUGGCAUACCUCGGUCCCGAGCAUCUCGUCAACCUUGUGCAGAGAGUCCCAGCCUUCCCAAGUGGCACAGCCCUCUGGACCAGGACAAGCACAGGCCCCCACUCAAAGUGGGUUCAUAGACCCUCUGGAGCUCUUUCUCGAUGAACUGCUGACUGAAGUCCAACUUGAGGAGCAGGGGCCUGCCCCUGUGAAUGUGGAGGAAACAGGGGAGCAAAUGGACACAACACCUGAGCUGCCUCUCACCCCAGAAGAAUAUCAGACUCUUCUAGAUAUGCUCUGACUCCCUGACAGUACCCCUUGCAUCUAGACACCCGCGAGGCCAAAUCCUAAAGAGACCCAAUUUGGAACUGGAGAAGGUACCCAUUUCAGCAAGGAUGUGCACAAAAAUGCAACUCCAGUGACUUCCCGAAAUGCAAGGUGUCUUGCUAACUAUAAGGAUGGAUUGCAGGUGGGGAUAAUAAUGAAGUGCCUUCUGCAGCGCCCAGGGAUUAGGAAAUCAGCCCUGAAAGUGAGAGACUCUGCUACAGGGACAGAUGGAGAGGCCAAUAGUGACUCCUCAACAACAAGGAGCCUAAAGAUAACCCCAAAAGAAGGGCCACACCAAGUGACUGGCUCCAGUGGACCCCAGGAAAUCACACGGGACACUAGGACUAGGCUUCACUACAGAGGACACACACUCCCUGAGGGCAAUCGGGAGAGUGGACUCCUUCCCUGGGUUGUAUGGACUGCUGCUAUUCUUACAGAUGCUUCGUGCAGAGCUGUGCAAGGUUUUACAGGCCAGUCUUUUAAUAUCUACUACCCAUAGGUCUUUUGUUUGUUUUCUUUUUCUUUUUCACUUUCUUUUUCAUUUUUUUUUCUUUAUUUUUAUGGGUGGGUUGUCUUUGCUGGGUUUGGUUUGGUUCUGUGUAGUUUGUUUCCAUUGCUUUCAAUAAAGUUUAUUGAUUUUG